Messenger RNA from Gadus chalcogrammus (walleye pollock), 1281 nucleotides. It is a transcript of the gene dmbx1a, whose product is annotated as diencephalon/mesencephalon homeobox 1a. The record is from RefSeq and is a predicted model, not a curated record. Bases 1 to 1281 code for a protein of 426 amino acids. The transcript has 4 exons. Lineage: Eukaryota; Metazoa; Chordata; Actinopteri; Gadiformes; Gadidae. Gene Ontology annotation, biological process: regulation of transcription by RNA polymerase II. Gene Ontology annotation, molecular function: DNA-binding transcription factor activity, RNA polymerase II-specific; RNA polymerase II transcription regulatory region sequence-specific DNA binding.
AUGCAGCACUACGGGGUGAACGGAUACUCCCUGCACGCGAUGAACUCCCUGAGCGCAAUGUACAACCUGCACCAGCAGGCCGCGCAACAGGCCCAGCACGCGCCCGACUACCGGCCCUCCGUGCACGCGCUCACCCUCGCGGAGAGACUCGCUGACAUCAUCCUGGAGGCGCGCUACGGGUCCCAGCACCGGAAACAGCGCCGCAGCCGCACGGCCUUCACCGCCCAGCAGCUUGAGGCGCUCGAGAAGACCUUCCAGAAGACCCACUACCCCGACGUGGUGAUGCGCGAGCGUCUGGCAAUGUGCACGAACCUCCCCGAGGCCCGCGUGCAGGUGUGGUUCAAGAACCGCCGCGCCAAGUUCCGUAAGAAGCAGCGCAACCUGCAGAAGGAGCAGCUGCAGAAGCAGAAGGACGCGUCCGGGGAGGAGGGAGACAAGGGGGAGCCCGCCGCCUCCUCCACCACCUCCUCCACCAGCGCCAUCAGCACCUCCACCGGAGGCGGCCUGCCCGACACCCAGCUGGCCCCCGCCUCCUCCUCCUCUUCCUCCUCCUCCUCCUCCUCCUCCUCCCUGGAGCUGGAGCGGGCCGCCGGCCGGACCGCCCCCCCGGUGGAGAUGGAGCUCAACGUCACGUCGCCGGAACAUUCCGGGUGCGAGUCGGAGGACAACGGCUCGGACAAGGAGGAGGAGGAGGGGGGAAAACUUCUGCAGGACGAGAUGAGGAGCGAGGCGGCCAUGACGCCUGGACACCUGUCCCCGGGAUGCAAACGACUCAGCCCCAAACCUGACUCCCCCCUGGUGUCCCGGUCGGUGACCCCCGGCUCCAGCAGCGGGGGCAGCAUGUCCGGGGGCGGGCCCCUCCCCCCGGGACACUCCUACUCCUCCUCCCCCCUCAGCCUCUUCCGCCUGCAGGAGCAGUUCCGCCAGCACAUGGCGGCCACCAGCAGCAUGGUGCACUACCCGGCCUUCGACAUGGGCGGCCACCCCGCCUCCCCGCCGCACGGGCUGCCCUACCUGGGCAUGAACGUCAACAUGCCGGCGCCGGCGCCCCUGGGCACGCUGCCGUGCCAGUCGGCCUACUACCAGUCCCUGUCGCACCACGCCGCGCAGCAGGUGUGGAGCGCCCCCCUGCUGCAGGCCUCGGCCGCCGCCGCCGCCGCCGCCGCCGCCGCCGCGGGGGGGCUGAGCAGCCACAACAGCAAGACCACCAGCAUCGAGAACCUGCGGUUAAGGGCCAAGCAGCACGCCGCCUCGCUCGGGCUGGACACCAUGUCCACCUGA